Molecule: messenger RNA, 1926 nt
Organism: Fusarium venenatum
Lineage: Eukaryota; Fungi; Ascomycota; Sordariomycetes; Hypocreales; Nectriaceae
Product: YT521-B-like domain-containing protein
Biological process (GO): regulation of alternative mRNA splicing, via spliceosome; mRNA splicing, via spliceosome
Cellular component (GO): nucleoplasm
Molecular function (GO): N6-methyladenosine-containing RNA reader activity; mRNA binding
Source: RefSeq, a predicted model, not a curated record
AUGGGAGACAUAGCUAGCACCCAAGCCCCAGAUAUGGGAGCACUUCAACAGGAUACCGCAAAGGUUGUCAGCACGGCGGCACCUAGUGGCCCUCCACCAGCUCAGGCCAAGCCAGAAACCAGUCAUGAGCACGAGCUCUCUCCUAUGUCCCAACAACACCAUGCUGCAUCUCAGCACGCUUUCGCAUCACAGUUCGACAUGUCUCAACUCCCUUCAGGUCCUCGACCCGGGCCAUACAACAUGGCGUCUAUGUCCAACGCUCUCCCAUCGAUGGGCUUCCGACCUGGGCAAUAUCCUCCGAACAACCAGCAACGUAUGAACCCCGCAGGGUCACCGCCAAUGAUGCAGCAUAUGUCACAGUUCCCUGGACACCCGGCAAUCCCAGUCGCUGGGCAGGGUUAUUACCUACAACCGCAGAUGGCACCAUAUUACGGGAACCAGAUGCCCCAGGCUCAAGCAACAAAUGCAAUGGUUCAAAGGCAGAACGUGGCAUAUUUCCCAAACCAGAUGAUGAUGGGUCCUCAGCAAUCAACUUACUACUAUCCUCACGGCCCACAGUACCAGCCUCACACGCAGCCAGUACUAAAUGGCAUCAUCCCUGGCCAUUAUCCUGGUGGAGGGUCCAUGCCCAACGACCCAAAAAUCGUGCCGCAACAGGCAGAUUAUGGAGCAGUUCACCCACAGCCUUACAAGCAGGGACAAGGUAGGGCUGGGAAACAACCUCCUGCCAAAACUGAGCUAAAGAGAACCUCAGAUGGGUCAGAGAGGGAGAGACGACAGAGUGCAGUGCGGGGUCCCCCCAGGAAGCCGCGACAGAGUGGACACGCGAUAUGGAUUGGCAAUCUUCCUCCACAGACCGACCUUAUGAACCUUGUCCAUCACGUUUGCAAGGAAACAUCAGGAUUGGAGUCCCUUUUUCUUAUCUCGAAGAGCAAUUGUGCGUUUGCCAACUUCAAGGACGACGAAACCUGUAGCGCAGCACAACAGAAAUUGCACGAUUCGAAAUUCCAAUCGGUUCGCCUUGUCAGCAGGCUGCGCAAGAGUACAGUGGAGGGUGCUACUGGUGUGACAGCCCCGACUGGGCCAUCAGUGGCUACGGCAGGUCCCAAGAUUGAACCUGUCCCGGACAAGGCGCAAGUAGAGGGCGAACUGCCGGGCCCAAUAGUCGAGUCAGCAGUGUCCAUCAAGCCCAUUAUUUCUUGCGAUGCUUCAUCACAGAAAGACAAAUUCUUUAUUCUAAAGAGCCUGACGGUUGAAGACCUCGAAUUGAGUGUUAACACAGGCAUUUGGGCUACUCAAUCGCAUAACGAGGACGCAUUGAACAAUGCGUUCAAGAUUGCUGACAGCGUCUACUUGGUGUUCUCGGCCAACAAAUCGGGUGAAUACUAUGGUUAUGCCAGAAUGGUAUCGCAAAUCGACGAGGACCCUGCAGCAGCUAUCGAGUUUGCGCCAACGGCCCAGGCGACCAGCGACCUCGACCUUCCAAAGGCCAUACCGACCGAAGCAACUGAACAGGCUCCCAAGGGCCGCAUCAUCGACGAUUCCGCAAGGGGUACUAUAUUUUGGGAAGCUGAUCGGGAGGAUUCAGAUACAUUGUCGGAUGAUGAGAGUGAGGCUGAAGUGUCGAGUACCAAGAGCAACGUUGGAGAGGAUGGCCCUACUAAGACGUGGGGAAAGCCUUUCAAGUUGGAGUGGUUGUCUACAAGCCGUCUACCAUUCUACCGUACCCGAGGGUUGCGCAACCCGUGGAAUUCGAAUCGCGAAGUCAAAAUCGCACGAGACGGAACCGAGCUUGAACCUUCAGUUGGUCGGAGACUUAUUGGACUUUUCAACCGUGUGCAGAGUCCAGAGGCCGUGCACCAGGGCGUGCGGGUUCCCGUGGCCAUGAUGCAAAGUUUCGCCCCAGUACGGCCAUACGGACAAUAA